Molecule: messenger RNA, 1191 nt
Organism: Colletotrichum phormii
Lineage: Eukaryota; Fungi; Ascomycota; Sordariomycetes; Glomerellales; Glomerellaceae
Exons: 2
Coding region: 1-1191 (396 amino acids)
Biological process (GO): protein histidyl modification to diphthamide
Cellular component (GO): cytoplasm
Molecular function (GO): diphthine methylesterase activity; protein binding
Source: RefSeq, a predicted model, not a curated record
AUGGGUGACUCAGCCCCAACCAUCACCUCAAAGCAGUCUCUUAUCCUAGACUUGCCCCCAAGUUGCAUGGAGUUUUGCUCCUCACAUCCGUCCUAUUUCGUGCUCGGCACCUACAACUUGGUCAAGGAAGAGGAGACAACAACCGAGUCGUCAGAAAACGCAGAUGUUGCUGUUCCCAAGAAACCUCAGAACCGGAACGGUAGCUUGAUUAUAUACCGGCUCGUAGACGGUCUUGUGCAACAUGUGCAAACACUCUUGCAUCCUUCAGCGAUUCUUGACCUGCACUUCUGCCCAUCAUCAGGGCGGCAGGACAUCCUGGCCGUAGUUUCGAGCACGGGAACACUUUCCAUCUUCAAGUUGAAUCCUGAAACCGACGCUUCAGAGCCAUUGAAGCAUUUGGCAACGAGCGGAAUAUCCGACGUCCCUGAAGGGGUUCUGUUCCUCUCUGGGGUCUGGGAUCCCAACAACGCUGCCUCUAUUGCGCUGACAACCUCAUCUGGUGAGGUGCGCAUUGUGAGACUCAGCGAUUCAUGGGAGAUCAUAGACGAAGAGGACUCGGAGGCUAUCAUCACGCAUUCUCUCGAGGCCUGGACUGUGGCUUUCUCGCCACCCGAUCAAACCACGCCAUUCAUCCUCUACUCGGGAGGAGACGACUCGGCGUUGCGCUACACAUCGUGUUCUCGCAACGAAGAUGCCGGUAUCGAGGCUCUGUAUACGCCCCUUAACGUCCCCGGCCAUGGUGCUGGCGUGACGGCUAUCCUUCCGAUACCACUCACGCUCGCAGACAACUCGCGACUACUAGUCACUGGCAGUUAUGACGACACAAUAAGAGUUUUCUCCGUGCAACCGCCGCACGAGACAUAUGGUAUGCGGAAGGUCAAAAGUCUGGCAGAGGAAAAUCUAGGAGGGGGAGUAUGGAGGCUCAAGUUGAUCGACAUGACAAGCACUGCGGAUCGAUGCCGACUGCGCGUUCUGGCAUCAUGCAUGCAUGCCGGAGCCAGAGUUGUUGAACUCGAAGGUCCGCUGAGUGGCGAAGCCUGGGCUGUUACUGUCCUGGCCCAGUUCGAGGAACACAAGAGCAUGAAUUACGGCAGCGACUUUGUACCUGCGCCGGGAAGCAAUCGUCUUGAGUGUGUGUCGACGAGCUUCUAUGAUAAGCUCUUGUGCCUGUGGGAGGUAGAACUGGCCUAG